AUGGGCAGGAUUUGCCCCGUGAACUCUCGCGCACGCAGGCACCGCGCGAGGCCCGGGCGCCCGAGCGGGGAUUCCCUCCCCUAUCACCAGCUCCAGCGUGGUGCCCCCCGGCAGUGGAGCCCAGACCCCGGCCGUCCAGCAGCGUAUAGACGAGCCCAUGUCUGCGGUGUAACUGCACCGCGCUGGGGAUCCGCCGCCUCCCGCCAGGGUGAGGGCGCCGUCCUCCAGUGUAUGCUACGCAGGCGCGCCCCGCCCUCCUGGUCACGUUGCAGUGCUUGGUCAUGUGACCACGCCUACAGCCGAAGAGGAUGGGAAAAUGCCGCCCUGUUCCUGAACAGGAAGCGGAAGCAGGAAGGAACUGAGAACACUGGCAUCUGCUGCCGCCCUGAAUCAGCGGUAGCAUGUGGAGGCAACCUCAGCCCCCAGUUUUUUAAGACGAUAAUUCAGAUUCAGACACAGGAAUUAUGGUGA
This is a messenger RNA of Nomascus leucogenys (northern white-cheeked gibbon), 471 nucleotides long. Its product is annotated as Down syndrome critical region protein 9-like. Lineage: Eukaryota; Metazoa; Chordata; Mammalia; Primates; Hylobatidae. The record is from RefSeq and is a predicted model, not a curated record.